Messenger RNA from Prunus mume (Japanese apricot), 459 nucleotides. RefSeq names its product acyl carrier protein 1, chloroplastic-like. Gene Ontology annotation, biological process: fatty acid biosynthetic process. Gene Ontology annotation, molecular function: acyl carrier activity. The record is from RefSeq and is a predicted model, not a curated record. Lineage: Eukaryota; Viridiplantae; Streptophyta; Magnoliopsida; Rosales; Rosaceae.
AUGGCUUCUUUUGCUUCAGUUUCUCCAAUCACUGUUGCCACUCUACCUUGCACCAAGGGCAGAAGCAUAACCUGCCAAGCUAAUGGCUUAUCUAGCAUUGGAGGUCCAAUGGUUAAGGGACUAAGACUUGUGCCCAAGAUCAAGAUCACUAGGGCGGCAGAAAGAUCAUUUCCAAUCCCUAGUUGCCUCAAGACUGCAAUCUCAUGUUCCAUUGCUCAACCAGAGACUCUGCUAACUGUCCAAAGCACAAUUGCCAAGCAACUCUCCAUUGAUGAAAGCACUGUGACUCCCGAAACUAAGUUUGUCGAUUUGGGGGCUGAUUCUCUGGACACAGUUGAAAUCUUGAUGGCUUUGGAGGAGAAGUUCGGAGUGUCCGUUGGAGAAGGGGGAGCAGAGAACAUCUCAACCGUUCAAGAUGCUGCUGAUCUGAUUGAGAAAGUGAAAUCAGCUUCAACUUAA